CGCGCGCGGCGGGGCUCGGCUGGGCGCGGAGCGGGGGAAGAUGGAAGGAGCGUCCUUCGGAGCGGGCCGGGCGGGGGCGGCCAUCGACCCCGUGGAUUUCCUCAAGCAGCCGCAGACCCUGCUCCGGGUCACCACCUGGAUCUUCUCCAUCGUGGUGUUCGGCUCCAUCGUCAACGAGUGCUACGUGAACAAGGACAGCCAGCACCCCGAGCUGCUCUGCAUCUUCAACGAGAAUGAGAGUGCCUGCAGCUACGGCAUCGCCGUGGGCGUCAUCGCCUUCUUCGGCUGCAUCUUCUUCUUCGUGCUGGACCUGCACUUCCAGCAGAUCAGCAGCGUCAAGGACCGCAAACGGGCCGUGCUGCUGGACCUGGGCUUCUCAGGUUUCCUGGCCUUCCUGUGGUUUGUGGCCUUCUGCUUCCUGGCCAACCAGUGGCAGAGGACGACGCUGACGCGCGGCUUCGCGCAGGGCGCGGACGCGGCGCGGGCGGCCAUCACCUUCUCCUUCUUCUCCAUCAUCAUCUGGGUGGUGCUGGCGCUGCGGGCGCUGCAGCGGUACCGCCUGGGCACGGACAUGUCGCUGUUCGCCACCGAGCAGUUCGGCGCCGAGCCCAGCGCCUCGUACCCCGGCUACCCGGGCGGCAGCGGCGUGGAGAGCGCCGAGACCUACCAGAGCCCGCCCUUCAGCGAGAGCCUAGAGGCCAACCCCAAAGGUUACCAAGUGCCAGCCUACUGAGGGGCCGCGGCGGGGCCGCCCCGCUGUCCUGCCCCGCUGUCCCCAGCCCCGUCCCCCCGCCGUGGCCGCUCGGUGCCGGGUCCCUUUAUUAGCUCGUUGUGCAGUGAAUUCUGUACAGUGGUAUUGGUUCUUGUCUUACCUGUCCCAGGGUUUCUAAGAGCAGUGUUCCCUCUAAGCCGGGAGGAAGGAAGGUUGGUAGCACAUCGCCUGUGCGUGAGGAGGAGGAGGAGGAAAUGUCCCAGAUGUCCCCUCCGAGCUCUGCUGGGAAAGCCCAGGAUGCCUUUUCCUCUCAGCAAACAGCAGCUGAGGAAUUCUUAUCUCGUUCUUCCAGAGCUAACACAGAAUCCGUGGAGGGUGGGUAGAGCUGGCCCUGGCUGCUCCCGGUGUGGAGCUCCCAGCCCAGGUUCCAGGGAAGUGCCAAAUCCACGGGGAAAUCAGUGCUGUCUGUGUUGUUUCCUUUGUAUAUACUUGCUGUACAAAGCAAAUAUCCAAACAGGUGUUUCCCAACUUGGUUUAGAGGCACAGCAGGCCGGGGUUGGGGUCAGUAUCCAGAGGGCUUCUAUGCUUCAGCAGGUUCUGGUUGAGGAUUUAAAAAGUGUCUGUUUGAAAUGGAAACAAGCAGGAGCUGGUUGCUAACUGGGAAUAGCCUGUGAUCAGUGGGAAUGUGGCACUUUGUGGUUCAUUUCCUCGUGGGGGAUUGGGAAAUUCGUAAAUUCCUAAGGAAUUUUUGGUUGGCAGCGCUGUCGCAUCCUCACCCUGGAGAGGUGAGGACCGAGAUGAGGGGCUCAGACUCCACAUCCAGGGCCAUUAGGAGCAAUAUUGGACUUGUAUUUUUAUUCUGGGAGCAGCCACCAUCUGGCAGCUGCAGCAGAACCCAGGUGGGGACACGUGUGUCACCCUGCAGCCUCCAGAAAUGAGGGAUUAUUCAGGCAGGGACCUGGGAAGGCAGCACAGGCCAUUGGAGUCCAUCCAUCCUGUGUGGGCGCACACUGGGUUUGGUGUGGGGACAGUCAGUGAAAAGCAGCCAGGAGGGAGGCUCAGGCUGGGGGUUCAGCUGCAAAGAGCAAAGAAAAGGAGGGAAUGUGUAAAACAUCCAUUGCCAGCUCUCCGUGCCCGUGUGGCAGCUGUUCCAGGCUGUGUCACCAAGGGCUGAAACCUGAAUUCCCAGCCCGGGGGUGGCAGCUCCAUCCCUGGGGGCUCCUCCAGAGCCACCACUGCCUUGUGACCUCGAGAGGAGCACGAGCCACCCCUGUGCUGUCCCCUCCCUGCCACAGGGCCUGGUCACUGCCGUCCUGCUGCUGGGAUCAGAGCGCUCAUUAACGAGCAGCAGGUAAAUGCACUAAUUAAGCAGCCAGUCGUGCCCAGGUCACUGCCCGUGGCGUUCCCUGCCUUGGCUCCAGGUCCUGGCUGUGCCCAGCCCCUCACAGGUGCCUGACCAUGAACACCCAGCCCAGAGCAGCCUCAGCCUCGAGGGAUUCCGGGAUCUUUGUGGGUUUGUGGAGUCAGAUUUGCUGGGAAAGAGAAGAAAAUAAAAACCCCGAGGAUUUUAAUACAGGGUACGGUAGAACUGUAGCAAUAUUUUCCUUAGAGGGAACACUGAAACUUUAGCAGCACAAACAGUACUUGUGUUAAUAUUUUAGCAAAAUUAUAAUCAAUUUAAAUGUUUAAAUUGAUUGUACGUGAGACAAUGUUCGUUGGGUACAGUGUAUUUUUUCUAACUAUGAUAUAACUGUUGCAGAGUUUCCGUGUAACCGUACAGAGCUAAAGCUGUGUCUGCCUGCGGGACACGUCCCGUGUGCCCCCUGCUCAAUAUAUCACGCUCUGAAUGUC
Melospiza melodia melodia is the source of this 2563-nucleotide messenger RNA. It is a transcript of the gene SYNGR3, whose product is annotated as synaptogyrin 3. Gene Ontology annotation, cellular component: neuromuscular junction; synaptic vesicle membrane. NCBI's taxonomy places the organism in Eukaryota, Metazoa, Chordata, Aves, Passeriformes, Passerellidae. The coding region runs from base 41 to 733 and encodes 230 amino acids. The transcript is spliced from 4 exons. The record is from RefSeq and is a predicted model, not a curated record.